Paraglomus brasilianum is the source of this 1032-nucleotide messenger RNA. The record is from the annotation of a GenBank genome assembly. Lineage: Eukaryota; Fungi; Glomeromycota; Glomeromycetes; Paraglomerales; Paraglomeraceae.
GUUAAUGAUGAUGAGAUUGACGAAAAUGACGACGAAGAUGACAACGAAGAUAUCGACAAAAAAGAUGAUGAUGAAGAGAAUACCAAGGAGAGAAAAAAGUUGGAGAAAAGCUCGAAAAGAAAAAGAGAUGAUGAUGAGCCGGAUUAUGAAGGAUUGUCGUUAUUAUUUGAUGAAUCAAACAAAGAUGCCCUUGUGGAAAGUGUUGAUGAAAAAGUUCUUGAGCAAGAGAACAUAUUGCCACAAGCAAGUGAUAAUAGCGUCUCAAAGGAUCAACCAAAAAAUAUGGAUGCGGGUAUCAUUGAAGCCUUUCACGAAUAUCAAAAGACGGUACCAAAACCCUCCUGCGUACUGGGGGGUCUGGAUUUAACUGGAGAAAGCUUACAUGAUUGUAAACAACUCAAAGAGGAGGAUAUAAUGCAACUAUCACAAGACUUUGCCAAUAAAAUUUCCUGGAAAACAAUGCCUCCAGAAGAGAAUAUACGAGAAUAUUUUGAUAGUAAUUGUGAGAAAAGGAUUGACAAUAUUAGAAAAUUGGAUGUCAACAUUCAGUUUAUGAAAAGUGAUGCAUAUAGUUUUCAAGGAAUAAUGACUGAGGAGGAAUUAAAAAUGAGUUCAGCAUUUCCACUAUUUCGUGGAAUAGGAUUAAAAAUAAUUGAAAUCCAGACUAUACCUACAAAUUAUGCACGCAACGAAAAGAGAAAUCCAUUUAAAAAAGCACGGAUAGGAAGACGUGUAGAUAUGAAGAGUACCCUUGUCAAAACCUCUAAUAAAUUCGAGGUCAUUUAUGGAGAAGUAGCAGGGGGAUUGGGUCCACUUGGAAUACCCACUGCCUGUCGUAAAAAGCGUUACCUCGAUAAGGUAAAACUAAUGAUAACAAUGCGCGAUGGCAUUAACAGACUGCUAAAGGAAUGCAAACAUAUACCAUCCGAGAAACGUAUGAAUUUAAUUAUAUAUGGAUGGCUUCAAUUCGGUCUAGAACUGAAUUUUUAUGCCAUGGACUGGUCAGGUUCUGGUAUUACAGAUUUGGCUUAA